This is a messenger RNA of Lacerta agilis (Sand lizard), 2989 nucleotides long. It is a transcript of the gene TSGA10, whose product is annotated as testis specific 10. The record is from RefSeq and is a predicted model, not a curated record. NCBI's taxonomy places the organism in Eukaryota, Metazoa, Chordata, Lepidosauria, Squamata, Lacertidae. The transcript has 20 exons. The coding region runs from base 205 to 2967 and encodes 920 amino acids.
AGGAGGCGGGGGAUUGUUGCCUCCGACGCGUCAUCGCUUGCGCUGGCCGCUCAUUGAUUCGCCGGGAUUGAGAGGGAAAAGGAGGCGAAGGAGCGGGCGAGGCUGAGGAAGCUGAGCGGAGAAGCGACCGAGUGAGAGAGAGAGAGAGAGAGAGAGAGUGGGGGAAAGGCAGGAAUCUCCGAAGCCGACAGCUUAGCUGCCGUCAUGAGCUCUAGAAAAUACCCCGGACCCGGGCGCAGGAGGAGAAGAGAAAUUCUUUCCAAGAGGUUGACAACAAGAGAAGAGCUUGUGUUAGGUUGUCCAUUUUCUGAAAGUGAGAGAGCUUCAAAAUCAGAAGACAGCAUUAGGAAAGACAAAAUCAUCCAACAACUACAAUCAGAGGUUGAAGAACUGCGAACAAAAAAUAUUGAGUUGGAGAAGUAUGUUACAAAAAUACUUGAUAGUAAGAAAGAAGUAACAACUCAAGUGGGUGACUUGGCAAGUAAGAAUGAAUAUCUCUGUAAAGAACUCGCUCAUGUAGACAAGUUAGCAGAACAGCUGGAAAAAGAAAAAGAAUUUGUGUUGGAUAGUGCAGACCAGGAAAUUGCAGAAGCCAAGUCUCAGAUUAAAUGCCAACAAAAUACUAUACGGAAAUUGGAACAUAAAAUCAGCGCCCUUAGCUCUCCUUCCUCAAACAUUGAAAUAUCACAGGAGAGGCGUCCCUCAAGGCUUGACAAUUCUAUCAAGUCAGCAGAAGAAGACAGAUAUCAAUUGAAGAAAAUGCUUCGAAAUACGUCAAGUCCUAGGCGCAGCUCCACUCAUUCUGUUUCAAAGGAGCUUUCCCCCAUCCGGGGAUGUAAAUCUGAUCCAGAAUUUCAGCAAAUGUUGAGAGACCGUGAUGAAUAUAAGACAAUGCUGGAAAGAUAUGAACGUCACAUGGCAGAAGUUCAAGGCAACAUCAAGGUUCUCACAGCGGAAAGAGACAAAGUUAUUGAACUUUAUGAUCAGGCCCAGGAAGAAAUAAGUCAACUACGAAAAGAAGCUAUGAAAAUCCCGAAAGCAUCCAAAACUGCGAUGACUGCACAGGCUGUUUUGAGGCGUGUGGAAACAGAAAGGGAUGCAGCUAUUUCUGAUUUCCGAAGGAUGUCCACUGAACGAGAUAGCUUGAGAGAGAGGUUGAAGAUUGCUCAAGAGACUGCAUUUAAUGAAAAAGCUCACCUGGAACAGAGAGUUGAGGAACUGGAGUUAAAUGUUCAGAGUCUUGACAAUGAGCGAUUAGAUCAAACAUCAAAGAUGGCUUUAAUGAAGGAGACAAUCGAGUCUCUAGAAAUGGAGAUGAAAAUAUUGGCAAAAAGAGCAGUAGAUUUUGAAAGUGAGCUAAACAGGCAAAAAGCAACUAAUGCUUCACUGAGCAUUAUGAAUGAAAAAAUGGAGCAAAACAUUUCAGAGGCCCAACGACAACUUUCAAAGAAAAAAUAUGAAUUACAGCUCAUUCAAGAUAAAAUUACGUGUCUAGAUGAAAAAAAUGAAAAGCUUUCAAAACAAAAUCUUGUUCAACAAGAAGAUAUUUGUACACUCAAUGACACAAUAACUGAACUAGAUACAGAAAAGGAUUCUUUACAUGAGCUUCUGGAAGAGAGAGCAGAUAAAGUUGCCUCCCUUGAAGAAAGCUUGGCCAUUAAAGAAAAGACCAUUUCAGAUUUGAAGUGCCUACUUUCUGAUAUGGAGCAAUCAACAAAGCAUUCUACUGAAGCACUCCGCAGGUGUGAACAGGAUAUUACCAAACUACAUCAACUUUUGGAUGAAUCUAAUAAUGAACUUGCUCAGACUAGUGAAGAGAAAGAAGGAUUAACUCGGGAGAAUGAUAAUCUACAAAAACAGCUUUAUGGCUUUAAGGAGGAGAAUCAGAUUCUGCAUCACAAACUCAGUGAAUGUCAGAGUGAACUUGAUAAUCUGAAGGCGAAAACUGAAGAUUGGCAUACAGAUAUUUCCAGACUGAAGAGCAUGCUGAAAUCUAAAGAAAAGGAGAAUCAAGAUCUUUUGGAUAACUACCAUAGGGCCAAUGAGCAAGCAGAAAAGUGGGAAUCCAAGUUCCAACAAAUGGAAGCAAAUUGUAGCUCUGCCCAACUGGAGCUCCUCAGUGCAGAAACAGAGAGCCGCAGACUAAAAGAACGAACAGAGGCUCUUGAAACAGAGAUGGGGCACCAAUUAGCAGCAGAAAAAGCCCACAAGUCACAGAUUUGUACAUUAAGUAAGUCUCUUAUGAAAAUGGAGGAGGAACUCCAUGAUGUACAACUGGAGAAAGUUUCUGUACUGUCAGAGUUGGCAUCAACUCGGGAACUGUGCAUAAAAUUGGACACUAGCAAAGAGUUAUUAGCCCGACAACUAAGCAACACAACACAGGAAAUAGAACGGCUGCAAAAUGAAUGGGAAUCGUCUCACUCCGAAACCGAACUCCUCAAAAAACAACUCACUAAUGAAAGAAUUUCAAUUAAAAACCUAGAAACGUUGUUAGCAUCCAACCGUGAAAAGGAAUAUCAAUCUCAGAUGAUAAGCCAAGAAAAGGAAUCUGAAAUACAGCUUCUUAAAGAGCAGCUUUCCCAGGCUGAAAACAAGAUUGCUACCCAGAGUCGAGAUUUUUCACAGCUCAAAAAUACAAUAACUCAACUGGAGUCUGAGUUAGAUAUCACCAAAAGGCAGCUGGGUACAGAACGCUUUGAAAGAGAGCGUGCUGUCCAAGAGCUUCGCCGCCAGAGUCUGGGAGCUCCAUACCAGUUAACUUCUACAAUAAGGACAUCAUCGCCUGAACGUUCUCGGCACCGGUCUUCUGACAAAUCUCUGGACAGAUCUUCGGAAAGUCAGCUCAAGAGAGGAAGGCAGACGGAUGAACUCGCAGAUGUGUGUGACGUUAGUACGGAAGAUACCCUAGAAGAUAAAAUCUGUAUGAAAUGUCUUUCUUUGGGGAUACAGCAUUAUACAUAUGAAUAAAAGUGUUUAUGCAAUCUAAAGU